This is a messenger RNA of Sinocyclocheilus grahami, 1491 nucleotides long. Its product is annotated as CREB-binding protein-like. The coding region runs from base 724 to 1491 and encodes 255 amino acids. The transcript is spliced from 3 exons. NCBI's taxonomy places the organism in Eukaryota, Metazoa, Chordata, Actinopteri, Cypriniformes, Cyprinidae. The record is from RefSeq and is a predicted model, not a curated record.
AUCAACAGCCGCCAUCUUGUCGCGGAUGAGCGUCAGGAUUUCGGGAGAGCAUUAUAUCAUUUUUUACGCGCCCGGCUCCACCGGAACCGGCCCAAAUAGCUUCCCCGCGACGGAAACGACAAGCUUCGGGCCGAAUCGCGGAUCUUUGUGGCGAAUAUCAGCGUAAUGGAGCCGUUUUUGUGGUCGGCUGGAAAACCCCCGUAUAUCUGAUUUCCCCCUUCAGCGCGAGCGGCGCUCCUGUGCCACUCGCCUAUAUUAAAAUAGAAAUAUUUGUUCUCAUUUUUCAUUUAUAUUUCUAGACUUUACUGAUUAUUCGAUUGGGGCUGGACAUGGAGCGCGAAGGUCUUCAUUUUUAUUCGCAGAAAUUGAACAGACCCACGCGAGCCGCUUGAAGCAAUCGGGACUUGAUGAUUUUUCUCCCUCGUCGUUUGUUUGUCGGUUUUAACGAUGAUAUAAUUUAUUUCCGUGGGGUUUGGGGUGAUCAUUAAGGUUAAUUAUGCGGGUUUUGGGUGUUGGAUUAUCAUGGGGUGAAUGGCGGUGGCGGAGCGGGGCGCUGUUGAGUCGCGUUUGAGCCCCAUCUGUUAAUUAUUGGCCCCUGCUCGCUGAAUAAUAAUAGAGAAACCCGAGGGUUGAUUUGAUUUAUUUCGCUUUGUCCCCCCUUCCGGGCUCUCGGAAGACGCAUUUGUUGUUUUGUCGUGUUUUUUUGUGAGGCGAGAGAGCACGAUGGCUGAUAAUCUGCUGGAUAUGGGUCCCUCCAGCGCAAAGCGGCCCAAACUGAACUCACCUGCGCUGUCCUCCUCCGACACCCCAGACUUUGUGUCCUUGUUCGACUUGGAGAAUGAUCUUCCAGAUGAGUUGAUACCCAACGGAGACCUGGGGCUGAUGUCCAUGCCCUCUAAUGGAGACGGAGGGGUGGGGAGCCGGAUGGGGGGCACCGUCUCAGACGCUGCUGCCAAGCACAGGCAGCUGUCCCAGCUCCUGCAGGCAGGGAGCGGCUCUGGUCUGGCUGGAAACCUCAGCCCUCAGUCUGGAAUGGGUGGCCAACUGGGUGCCUUGGGGAAGAGUUCCAUGGGCCAGGGCUCACCCGGUCACCAGACCCAACCUCCGAAGCCGGUCGGCAACCCUUCCGGUCAGGGCAACAACAGUCCGGGCAUGGGCCUCAAUGCAGGUUUCAACCCGGCCAUGCUGAACAAUAACAACCAGGCUCAUGGACUUAUGGGGCAGAACAUGGCUCCGCAGGGGCAGAUGAUGAAUGGCGUGAUGGGGCCGGCCGGAAGAGGCAGGGCAGCUCCGGGUAUGCAGUACCAGGGUCAGGCCAUGCAGGGAGCACCGGGCACCGGGCAAGGGGUCAGCGUUUCUGGCAGUGUGUUGGCGGAGACGCUUACCCAGGGUGCGCCACAGAUGGGGGCACACAAUACCAUCAAUCCCCAGCAAGCUGGAAACAUGAACAAGGGGAGCUUCAAAGGUUUCUACGUGGUUUUGCAGCAUUGA